Molecule: messenger RNA, 264 nt
Organism: Drosophila rhopaloa
Lineage: Eukaryota; Metazoa; Arthropoda; Insecta; Diptera; Drosophilidae
Exons: 1
Coding region: 1-264 (87 amino acids)
Source: RefSeq, a predicted model, not a curated record
AUGCUGCACCAAUCUUUUAUCCUGAUUUUGAUCCUGCUGAUUGCAGUCUGUUGUUUCUCGGCGGAAUUGCCUGGAAAUGCCUACUUGCCACCGCUAAGGAAGAAUCAUCCAGUUCCAGAUGAAACCCUACUGGUGGAAAAUGGAUUUCUCUUUGAUAUUGACCAGGAUUCAUUUGUGAGAUAUGCCCCCAUCUUUGUGGACUAUCCGGGAAUUCAUCCACUUCUACGGCAGCAACAGGAAUACGCUUUAGAUCUGCCCUUCUAA